AUGGCAUCCAACAACCAGGGCCAGCUCCCUGGCCAAGAUUCCUCGCGACAGCAGCCGAUACCCCUACAAGAUUUAGCCAGAGAUCAGGAAUACGAUUUCGGCCACGAUGAAGAGCGCCGCGGAAGAAGGAGAAGCACCAGCACUGGUUCAACGGGCGGAGCCCGUACCCAUGUGCCUAGACGCUCGUUACUUACCGGAGGUACACUUACGACAUACGAGCGCAUCGCAGAAGACUCGCCGAGUCCGAUUGAUCGGGUUGGCCUACAUGUCACGCAGCCGUCGAUAGCAAGGACGAGAGAACAUAAUCCAUAUACAUCCGACGACCAUUAUUUGAUCGACGACCCAGGCGAUUUUGCCCAAGCGACAGGCUCAUUGGGCUUAGAUUUCCAGGCACCGUAUGCUAGUCGCCCGGCCUCUGGCUCUUCUUCGUCAUUUGCUCAGAAUGGCGAAGACUUCGUUAUGGGCGCCUACCCUGGCCCCUCUGGACAACACGACAGAUCGACAUCGCAAGAUUUCUUUUCGCCCACCACCCCGGCCACUGACACCGCACCUCUGACCGACAAACGAUACCUCCAACCCAUCAGCGGAGCCACAGUCGCCGAUGAAUCGGAAGAAAGGCCAAGCAUGCAAAGUAUUCGUUUGGGUGGAAGUCAAGCAGGGUCACGACUGGGUGAUGACCUUAACUUGGAGAGCGGGUUUGGAAGCAGGCGCGGUAGUAACAGUGCUGGCGAUAGUCGUUCUCGCUCAGUAUCUCCGUCUGCGUCUAGCUCGGCUUUGCAGAGAGCAGGCUCUGUCAUGAAAAUGAUGUCUCAGCGAGUCGUGAACUUGAGUAACGAGCCAGUCGAAAACACGCUGAUGCGGAAAGGAUCAACAGGCUCAGCCCGACUCGAGGGACCGCCGAAUUUGCCAGAGACACAAGAUUUUGCCAACGAAUCUAUUCAACAUGAACCUAUCCCGGAGAAACAUCCCCCCUCCACGACUGCCUGGAGAACGCAAGCCAAUCCAUUCAGGGGCAAAUCAUUGGGCAUUUUCAGCCCAGACAAUCCAGUGAGAAUGUGGCUUUGUGACGUUUUGGUACACCCCUUUACGGAGCCAUUCCUUUUGCUUGUAAUUGUCAUUCACGCCGUUUUGUUGACCGUCGAAGCGGCAUCAUCAGUUUGGACGCAUCAAAGAUCUCACCGGUGGGGAUCUUCACUCAUGGACUACGCCCUAUUUAUCAUCUUUGCUAUAUACACCCUAGAAUUGGUUGUGAGGACCAUUGUCUCCGGCUUUUUCUGGAACCCUCACGAAUACAGUACACUCGACAGGUCUCUUGGGUUUAGGAAAGCAGUAGCGGAAAAGGGGAGGAGUUUCUUUUCGGUACAACGGGAACCCUCGACCAAGAAAAAAUCCGUCCGUUUAGAUGCACCCGAAAUCUCAAUCUUCCAAAGAACUUUUACCGGGUUGCAACCACUAGCUGAUCUUGCAGACGACCCACGCCAAAGGUCGCGCAAACGGCUCGCUCAUCGAGCAUUUCUUAGACAUUCCUUCAAUCGGCUAGACUUUCUAGCCGUGGUUUCAUAUUGGGUUUCCUUCUUUAUGCAGUUGGUCGGCUACCAAUUCGCCCAUCAUGUUUACAUAUUUCAGAUGCUAAGUUGCUUGCGUUUAUUGCGACUUCUCGGCAUUACAAACGGUACUUCGGUUAUUCUGCGAAGCUUGAAGAAAGCGGCCCCGCUCCUCGUUCACGUCGGUUUUCUCAUUGGGUUCUUUUGGCUGCUUUUCGCGAUUAUUGGGAUCCAGAGCUUCAAGUCCAGUUUGCGUCGGACUUGCGUCUGGAUCGACCCACAAGGACAAAAUGACUUUGUGAUGAAUGACCCCUACAACACCAUACAGUUUUGUGGCGGUUAUUUUGACAAUGUCACCGGGGAAGCCAUGCCAUGGGUCUCUGAAGACAGAGUACCUUCGACUUUCAGCCCAAAAGGGUACCUUUGCCCACAGGGGUCUAUGUGCAUUGAGGGUAAUAAUCCCUACAAUGGGACCGUGUCUUUCGACAAUAUCUUUUUCUCCCUUGAGCUUGUGUUCGUCAUCAUGAGCUCCAACACAUUUUCCGACCUUCUAUACUAUACAACGGACUCGGACUACCUCGCAUCUGCUUUGUUCUUCGCUUUUGGCAUUGUCAUCAUGAGUUUAUGGUUGGUCAACUUGUUGGUUGCUGUCAUCACGUCUUCGUUUCAGAUCAUUCGAGAAGAGACUAGACGUAGCGCAUUUGCCACGGAUAAGGUCGAAGAUGUCAACCAGCACGACUCCAAGAAUCGCAAAAUCAGCACCCUGAAGCACCUUUUUGACAAAUCGAAAUGGCUUUGGAUAGCAAUCAUUGCAUACGGCCUUAUAAUCCAGUGCUUUCGAAGCUCCUCGAUGGGUUCAUCCCGAGCUAAGUUCAUUGACAACACCGAAACCGCCAUUACUCUGGUUCUUCUUUUAGAGAUCAUACUCAGGUUUGCAACAAACUGGAGGCGCUUUCACAAGAGCCGCCGCAACCUAUUUGAUCUCUUCCUUGCAAUAGUCACCUGCAUCAUUCAGAUUCCAUCGAUUCAUAAUUCCGGUCGGGCAUAUGCAGCACUCACUCUGUUCCAAGUUUUGAGAGUCUAUCGAAUCGUCUUGGCAUUCUCGCUGACUAGAGACCUUAUCAUGAUAGUGUUUCGAAACGUGAUGGGGCUCUUGAACUUGAUUAUCUUUGUGUUCUUGAUGACCUUUCUUGCAGCAAUUUUCGCCGUACAGCUAUUCCGUGGUAUUAUACCAGAGCAAGACCCAGAUGGUAAUUCGAUAGACAUUACCUUUUCUCAGAUAUACAAUUCGUUUCUUGGAAUGUAUCAGAUUUUAUCUAGCGAGAACUGGACGACCAUCCUUUAUGACGCCACGACAUUUACGUCGGCUGAUAGCACGGCCUGGAUCUCGGCCUUGUUUUUCAUCAUGUGGUUCAUUCUCGCCAAUUUUAUCAUCCUAAACAUGUUUAUUGCUGUCAUCCAAGAGAGCUUUGAUGUGUCAGAGGACCAAAAACGACUGUACCAGGUGAAAGCCUUUUUGCAGCAGAGAGAACUCGGAUCGUCUUCAGCUAGCAAUAUUGCUUUGACAUCGAUUUUCAAACUGGGCCGUGACAAUGCCAGGUAUCGUGAUCCUCUGGAUCAUGGACCAGCCACCAUGGAAAUGCUUCUCAAAGAUGCAGUGGUCAAGGAAUUUCUUGAUGAGCAAUUUGACUCCUUCGAACAAGAGGAUCCCAACCAUGUGCCUAUCGAAAGGAAAGAUUUUGACCCAAGUCUAAUGUCGAUAAUUUGGACAAAAUUCUCCCAAACCUUUUUGAGCCAAGAACCCAAUCCCUUCUAUUCUAGGCUCAAGUUCUCCAGGCCCCAUGACGAAAUUGACCCACGAACGUUGGCAAAAGAGGUGGUCGUACUCUCAGAGCAACGAAAAAGGGCACAAAGAGAAUACCUUCUCCGCUACCCUCUGUACAACAAAUCACUGUAUAUUUUUGGGCCUCACAACCCGAUUCGCAAAGCUUGUCAACGUCUCGUUGGCCCAGGAAGGGGGACUCAUCGAUUUGAAGGUAUUGACCCUUACAAGCCUUUGUGGUACAUCUUCUCUGCAUUCAUCUACGCCUGCAUAGUUAUGAUGGUUAUAUUAGCGUGCAUAACGACACCUCUCUUCCAAAGAGACUACUUUGAGGGUCGUACGUACACGACCCGAAAUUGGUUUGUUUGGUCGGACAUGGGCUUUGCGGCAAUCUUCACCACUGAAGCCAUCAUCAAAGUUAUUGCUGAUGGGUUCUUUUGGACCCCAAAUGCAUACUUCCGAAGUUCUUGGGGUUUUAUCGAUGGUGUUGUGCUUGUGACGCUUUGGAUCAAUAUUCUUACGUCCUUGUACACCACCGGCAGUGUUUCAAGAGUUGUUGGUGCCUUCAAGGCGUUGCGUGCGCUGAGAUUACUCAAUGUCAGUGACAGCGCGAGGGAUACAUUUCACUCCGUCAUCAUCGUUGGUGGUUGGAAGGUUAUUUCGGCUGCGUUUGUUUCGUUGAGUUUUCUCAUCCCAUUCGCUAUCUACGGGUUGAAUCUUUUCAACGGGCAGAUGAUAUCUUGCAAUGACGACUCGAUUUCAGGGAGUCUUGACGCCUGCGUUGGAGAAUUUGCCAACUCACCGUAUGCAUGGGACGUUCUUGCACCAAGGGUGGCAUCCAAUUCUUACUACAACUUUGACAAUUUUGGAGAGUCUUUGUUCAUUCUUUUCCAAAUUGUUUCCCAAGAAGGUUGGAUUGAUGUACAAUCAAGUGCCAUGAGUAUAACAGGACCUGGUCAGCAGCCUCAAUCGCUUUCGGCGCAAGCCAAUGGCCUUUUCUUCGUUGUCUUCAACUUGCUCGGAGCUGUUUUUGUGUUGACAUUGUUUGUCACUGUGUUCAUGCGAAAUUACACUGAACAAACUGGGGUGGCCUUCCUCACGGCUGAACAGCGUUCAUGGCUUGAAUUGCGAAAACUGCUGCGACAAAUAUCGCCUUCUAAACGAUCCAUCAAUGCCAAUACUGAGAAUUGGCGUAAGCGAUGCUAUCGUCUUGCGUCACGAAAGAAUGGAAUAUGGUCACGGUGUAUGACGGGGUUUCUGGUCUUCCAUCUGUUUCUCCUGUGCUUGGAGUGGUACCCCUAUCCAAUGUAUUGGCAACUCAUAAGAGAUGCCAUGUUCUUCAUCUUGACUUUCUUCUACAUUGCUGAUGUUUUCAUUCGUAUCUUUGGGCUUGGGUGGCCUCGGUUCAGACGAAGUUCCUGGAAUAUAUAUUCGCUUAUAGCGGUUCCGGGAACAUUCGUGACCAUCAUUCUAUCCUUCAUCUUCAACCACUCCCAGCUUUUCCAACAACUAAACAAGCUAUUCUUGGUGUCUAUCACGCUUCUGAUCAUUCCUCGCAAUAACCAAUUGGAUCAGCUCUUCAAAACCGCGGCGGCUAGUUUGACGUCUAUUAUCAACCUUUUGGCGACUUGGUUCGUUUUAUUCCUCGUGUUUGCCAUUGCCACGACUCAAACAUUUGGGCUGACCAAAUUCGGGUCAAACGAAACCAAUAACAUCAACUUUCGCGAUGUUCCAAAAGCCCUGAUCUUCCUUUUCCGUACCAGUGUUGGAGAAGGGUGGAAUCAGUAUAUGGAAGAUUUUGCCACGAUGGUACCACCGUAUUGUACGGUAACGGACGAGUUCUUCAGUUCAGACUGUGGCAGUCCCGAGUGGGCGCGCAGUCUCUUUAUUGCCUGGAACAUUAUCAGCAUGUAUAUUUUUGUGUCGUUGUUUGUGUCUUUGAUAUACGAAAGUUUCUCGUAUGUCUAUCAACGGAGUAGCGGGCUUGGCCUUUACACGAUUGAUCGAGAUGAGAUUCGACGCUUCAAGGAAGCGUGGGCGAAUUUCGAUCCUCGAGGCACGGGGUUUAUCACCAAAGAACAAUUUCCAAGACUUCUCGGGGAACUUUCCGGCCUGUUUGAGAUACGAAUUUAUGACGGUGAAUUCACAGUGGGAAGGAUCUUGGAGAAAUGUCGUCCCCAUGUUCGGGACUCGAUUGCUUCGUUCCAUCCCGGCGAUGGACCGAAUCGUGACGAGAUUGACAUUCCAAAGCUCUCGAGGAUUAUUGAUAAAAUUCCUGUUCACGAGAUUCGUCUCCGUCGACAACGAUUAAAUACCUUCUACGAGGAAGUGUUGGUGUCUGCUGACCCAGAACGAGGAAUUGCAUUUUCGGCCUGUUUGAUGAUUUUAGCUCAUUACAAGGUGAUUGUGGACAGCAAGAGUCUAAGACUGGAAGAAUUCCUUCGUCGACGAGCGAGACUUCAACGAGUCGAAGAAGCAGUGCGGCGAAACACAGUGAUUGGCUUCUUCGACACGCUCUACUGGGUUCGCAGGUUCCGUCGACGAGUGGAGCAACGCAAGUCUGCUCGACUGACGGCAAUUCCUCAGUUCUCAAUUCCGGAAAUCUUUGUCGAUGGACAAAAUACGCAUGAUGGACAACAAGACCUGGCGGAUGCACAGCCGCUGCCUUCUGUAACAAACACGCCGCUAGCGUCGCCUAGCAUGGGAGGAGGACAAGCGCAUUCUCCUGGUAGGCCGUCGUUGCAAAUCGACACUAGCGUUUCAGAACGCGGAUCGUCGCACGAAUGGUCCAGAGUCAGCCCUUCAUUGUCACCACGGCAGACGAGAGACCUGGACAACGAGCCUCACGAUAUCAGUCUUCCAUUGUCUGAUGCACCAUCGUCGUCGCAUGGUCAUACUCGAGACAGCAGCGGCAUUGUUCAAGACAUGAUGCAGACACUGGGCGACUCGGCUUGGGGCGAGAGUAUCCGCAGGAGCUUCACUCAAAAGCGACCAAGCGGCCAAUCAGGCGGGCAGUCCGGCAGUCACGAGUAG
This is a messenger RNA of Talaromyces rugulosus, 6399 nucleotides long. RefSeq lists its product as uncharacterized. Gene Ontology annotation, biological process: calcium ion import across plasma membrane. Lineage: Eukaryota; Fungi; Ascomycota; Eurotiomycetes; Eurotiales; Trichocomaceae. The record is from RefSeq and is a predicted model, not a curated record. Gene Ontology annotation, cellular component: membrane; voltage-gated calcium channel complex. The coding region runs from base 1 to 6399 and encodes 2132 amino acids. Gene Ontology annotation, molecular function: high voltage-gated calcium channel activity; calcium ion binding. The transcript has 5 exons.